UUAAUCUUACAAGAGGAGAGUCGCCGCGUCCGAACUUUUGUUGGUUGUCUGGAAAAAGUGGAUUUUGUCGGAAAAUUGUGUUUUUGCCUCGUAUUAGUGUCGCGCUAACGAUUAAUCGAGGGACGGUGAUCAGUUUGUAAUAAAGUUUUUAUUGUGGAAUUUGUUAGUUUCCCGGAAAAAGUGAAAUCAAAAUCCGGUGCUUGUUUUGUUGUUCUCUGAUUGUUCCGCCAUUUGUGCACGAGAACAUUCUCUAAUCGAUUGCGAAGUGAAAUAAUGAAAUAAGAAUGGCGUCACCGUCGCCUGCGAAUAGUCCAAUGCCUCCGCCGCAGGCGCCCAGUCCAAUGGGGCCGCCAUCCCAAAGUCCUGCCCCGUCACCAUCUCCGCAUAGCCCGUAUCCGCAUCAACAAGGCCCGCAGCAGAAUCAACCGCCAGUCGGAGCACCUCACGGCCAGCAUGGGCCACCGCAGCAGCACGGUCCGCCGGGAGGACAGCACGGACCCCCGCAACAACACGGUCCGCCGGGCGGGCAACAUGGUCCACCGCUCGGACAACACGGUCCGCCGGGUCAAGUGCCUCAUGGCCCCCAUGGGCCCCACUCGCAAGUUCCACACGGACCACCGACGCAUGGAGGGCAACAGGGACCGCCGCCACCAGGGCACCAUGGCCCUCCAUCGGCUCCUCAUGGACCUCCACAUGGUCCGCCCGGUGGACAUGGACCAGGAUCACACGGCCCCCCUCCUGGAGCUCAUGGCCCAGCCGGCGGACAAGGACCUCCACAUCACGGCGGGCCACCGCAUAUGAAUGGACCGCCCGGACAAAAUGUCCCACCACCGCAAUCGCAUCACAUGCCCCCACAUCAUCCUGGAAUGGGACCUCACCCAGGAAUGCAAAUGCCUCCUCAAGGACCUCCGAUGGGAUAUCAACCGCAUUCGAUGCCUCCAACGGGACCACCCAACACAGUUCCCGGACAACCUGGCCAAGAGAAUCUCAACGCCCUACAGCGAGCUAUUGACUCUAUGGAUGAAAAAGGCUUACAAGAUGAUCCACGCUACUCUCAACUCCUAGCCUUGCGAGCAAAUUCUGCGCACCAAAAACUUACAGCCAAUCAAUUGAAAAUGCUUCGAGCACAAAUCACUGCUUAUCGUCUGCUAGCUUGCAAUAAACCACUGAAUGGAGCUAUCCAAACGAUGCUUCAGCAAUUAGCGCAGCAACCACCACCCCAGCAGCCGGGUGCACCUCCUCAGCAGCCACCGCUGCAGCAGCAACAACAGCCGCCACCCAACGCUGGGGGACCACCACCGCCGACGCAACAGCCACCAAUGGGUCAACCACCCAUGACAGGUCCCUCCCGUCAAGAUGGUACUCCACCCCAAUGCCCAACACCUCCUAGUCCAUACCAACAGGGAGGAAAUAAAAUGGUUGUACAGCCACCAAUCACCGGCCAGCCUCCGACUCCUGAAACAGGUCCAAAUAAACCUUUGAUUGGUGGUGGGGGACAACCUCAAGUCUCCAGCCCAAUGCCUGCUAGCAUGGCUCAAGCCAACAGGCCUCCGAAUCAAGGCAUCCAGCAGGCACAAGGUCCAAAACAGGGAUCACAGCCUCCUCAACAGCCCCUGCAAAAGCCCAACAGAGUAACCACCGUUGCAAAACCAGUCGGUCUAGAUCCUAUAACUCUACUCCAAGAGCGUGAAAAUCGCAUGGCUGCCCGCAUAGCUCACAGAAUGCGAGAACUUUCUUCUCUCCCAGCCACAAUGCCUGAAGAUCUCCGCCUUCAAGCUGCAAUCGAGCUGCGGGCGUUGCGAGUCCUGAAUUUCCAACGUCAAUUGAGAAGUGAAAUUGUCCAAUGCACGCGUCGUGAUACCACACUUGAAACUGCUGUAAACGUGAAAGCGUACAAACGAACGAAACGUCAAGGAUUGCGUGAGGCUCGAGCCACCGAAAAAUUAGAGAAACAGCAGAAGUUGGAAGCUGACAGGAAACGACGUCAGAAGCAUCAAGAAUUCCUUGCUGCGGUACUGCAACAUGGCAAAGACCUCAAAGAAUAUCAUCGCAACAAUCAAGCACGUCUGGCUCGUAUUAACAAGGCCGUUAUGAACUACCACGCCAACGCCGAACGGGAGCAGAAGAAAGAGCAAGAACGCAUCGAGAAGGAACGUAUGCGCCGCUUGAUGGCUGAGGAUGAAGAAGGUUACAGGAAACUCAUUGAUCAGAAGAAAGAUAAACGCUUGGCGUUCUUGCUAUCCCAAACCGAUGAGUACAUUAGCAAUCUCACUGAGAUGGUUAAGCAACACAAGGUUGACCAGAGGAAGAAGAAGGAGGAAGAGAUGAAACGCAAUAAGCGCUAUAAGAAAGAACUUCUCGCAAGCGGAGAGUUUAUCCAGAUUGACGACAGUUGUCAAGCUGGUGAAAUGCGGGUCACUGUCUACGAACCCACUACAGGCAACAAAUUAUACGGCGAAGAAGCUCCUCUUCUGAAGGACUUGCAUCGAUGGUUGGAAGCACAUCCGGGUUGGGAAUGGGUCGAGAGUGAAUCUGAAGGUGAAUCAGAUGAUGACAAUGGCGACAAUGAUUUCAAGGAAACGCGAAGAGAGAAGACCAGAGAGGAAAUCAAAACUGAAGAGGAGAAAACCAAGGAGCUUAUCAAGAAAGCCAAGGUUGAGGAUGACGAAUACCGCACUGAAGAGCAGACGUAUUACAGCAUAGCGCAUACUAUCCACGAGAAGGUUACUGAACAAGCAAGCAUUUUGGUCAAUGGCAAAUUGAAGGAAUAUCAAAUCAAAGGUUUGGAGUGGUUGGUUUCGUUGUACAACAAUAAUUUGAAUGGAAUUCUUGCGGAUGAGAUGGGUCUCGGGAAGACUAUCCAGACGAUUGGGUUGAUCACUUACUUGAUGGAACGUAAGAAAGUCAACGGACCUUUCUUGGUCAUUGUUCCACUGUCGACACUCCCCAAUUGGGUGUUGGAAUUUGAAAAAUGGGCCCCUGCUGUAGUCGUAGUGAGCUACAAAGGCAGCCCCGCUGGACGACGUUCCGUUCAAAAUCAAAUGCGCGCAACAAAGUUCAAUGUACUGCUGACCACGUACGAAUACGUCAUAAAGGAUAAAGCUGUCCUUGCAAAGCUCCAGUGGAAGUACAUGAUCAUCGAUGAAGGUCAUCGUAUGAAGAAUCACCAUUGCAAAUUGACCCAAGUCCUGAACACGCACUACAACGCUCCUCACCGCUUGCUGCUCACCGGUACUCCCUUGCAGAACAAACUGCCCGAACUCUGGGCCUUGUUGAAUUUCCUUCUGCCGUCGAUCUUCAAAAGUUGCUCAACCUUCGAACAGUGGUUCAACGCCCCGUUCGCAACUACCGGCGAGAAGGUCGAAUUGAAUGAAGAAGAAACGAUUUUGAUUAUUCGUCGUUUGCAUAAGGUCCUGCGUCCGUUCUUGCUACGUCGUCUUAAGAAAGAGGUCGAAUCUCAGUUGCCUGAUAAGGUGGAAUACAUAAUUAAGUGUGAGAUGUCUGGAUUGCAAAGGGUUUUGUACAAACACAUGCAGAGCAAGGGUGUUUUACUCACGGACGGUUCGGAGAAGGGCAAACAUGGAAAGGGCGGAGCUAAGGCUUUGAUGAACACAAUCGUGCAGUUGAGAAAAUUGUGUAAUCAUCCAUUCAUGUUCCAGCAUAUUGAGGAGAAGUAUUGCGAUCAUAUUGGAGGACAUGGCGUGGUUUCAGGACCUGAUCUAUACCGAGUCUCUGGAAAAUUCGAACUAUUGGAUCGUAUCCUACCCAAACUCAAAGCAACCAACCAUCGCGUCUUGCUCUUCUGUCAGAUGACCCAAUGCAUGACCAUCAUCGAGGAUUACCUGGGCUGGCGUCAGUUUGGCUACCUUCGUCUCGAUGGUACCACAAAAGCUGAAGAUCGUGGCGAUCUCCUGAAGAAAUUCAACGCUAAGGAUUCCGACUAUUUCGUUUUCUUACUCUCGACGCGAGCUGGUGGCUUAGGUUUGAAUCUGCAGGCAGCCGAUACUGUCGUUAUCUUCGAUUCCGAUUGGAAUCCGCAUCAAGAUCUUCAAGCACAGGAUCGUGCUCAUCGUAUCGGACAAAGGAAUGAAGUACGUGUAUUAAGAUUGAUGACAGUGAACUCGGUCGAAGAAAGAAUCCUGGCUGCUGCUCGUUACAAACUCAAUAUGGACGAGAAAGUCAUCCAAGCUGGUAUGUUCGAUCAGAAGUCAACGGGGAGUGAACGUCAGCAAUUUUUGCAAACAAUCCUUCAUCAAGACGACGGAGAUGAGGAGGAAGAGAAUGAAGUCCCAGACGAUGAAAUGAUUAAUUUGAUGAUUGCUCGAAGCGAGGACGAAUUGGAAUUGUUCAAGAAGAUGGAUGUUGAGCGCAAAAAGAACGAUAUGGCUAAUCAUCCUGGUCGUCAACGGUUGAUUGAUGAGUCCGAGCUACCAGAUUGGUUAGUCAAAGAGGACGAUGAAGUUGAGCGUUGGCAGACAUAUGAAGAUGAUAGCGUUUUGGGACGAGGUUCUCGUCAACGCAAGGAAGUUGACUACACAGACAGCUUGACCGAAAAAGAAUGGCUUAAAGCUAUCGAUGACGGCGCUGAAUUCGAGGAUGAGGAGGAAGAGGAGCGUGAGGCGAAACGUAAGCGCCGCAAGCGUAAGAAUCGCAAAGAUGACUCUGAUGACGACUCAUUGCUCAUGGCAUCAGUGAAGCGGCGACGUCAAAACGUUGACAAGAAACUUAAAAAACAAAUGCGUAAAGUAAUUUCUGCAGUCAUCAAACACACAACCGAAGACGGUCGAAUCCUGUCCGAACCAUUCAUGAAACUCCCAUCGCGUCAGAAACUCCCCGACUACUACGAAAUUAUCAAACGCCCCAUCGACAUCAAGAAAAUCCUCCAACGCAUCGAAGACCAAAAAUACUAUGACUUUGCCGACUUUGAAAAGGAAUUUUUCCAACUCUGCCAAAACGCUCAGAUCUACAAUGAAGAGGCUUCUUUGAUCUACGAUGACUCCCUGGAAUUACAAAGAGUUUUCGCUGCGGCCAGGCAACGUUAUUUAGGGGGCGAAUGUUCGGUUGAAGGAUCCGAAAAUGAGGAGGAGGAAGAAAAUUCCGAUGAUGACGGUGGAAGCGUGAAAAUGAAGUUGAAAUUAAGCAAAACUGGCAGUAGUGGUUCCGGGAUGAAUCUGACUUCUACUCCGGGUCCGAGUGGUAGCAACUCAUCCGGCUUGACCUCCACCGCUAAGAAACAAUCGCGCCGGAAACGCUCGCAGAAGAAAUACACAAUUUCAGAUGAUGAGGACGAGGAUCUAGAUUAAAAUCUAAAACAAGGAAAAAUCUUAAAAGAACGUAAACUUAAAGUAGGAUUAGUUAUGUAACUUAGUUCUCUCGAAUUUUGAAUUUCAGAUCACAAUUUAGUUGGCUUCUAGCUUUUCUCUUGGUUGUUUUUUUUUUUAAUUUUUUGAAUGCCCUUUCGGAGUGAACUCAAAGGAUACUAUGCUAAUUGAGGGGAAUAUUUAUUUGUUUCAAUUGAUGCGAGCUGUUCGUGGGAAUGAGUUGGUGAGCCCAGUAGAACCUGGGAAGAAUGAAAGGUUGCUUUGAAGUCUUAAUUAUAAAUAUUUCUAUGUAUUGCUCUUAUAUUAUAUUCGAGUAUGGAAAUAAAGUAGUGAAGAGAAGCAAAAA
Hermetia illucens (black soldier fly) is the source of this 5667-nucleotide messenger RNA. RefSeq names its product ATP-dependent helicase brm (gene brm). Lineage: Eukaryota; Metazoa; Arthropoda; Insecta; Diptera; Stratiomyidae. Gene Ontology annotation, molecular function: DNA binding; transcription factor binding; histone binding. The transcript has 4 exons. Gene Ontology annotation, biological process: positive regulation of transcription by RNA polymerase II. The record is from RefSeq and is a predicted model, not a curated record. The coding region runs from base 285 to 5303 and encodes 1672 amino acids. Gene Ontology annotation, cellular component: nucleus.